GCGCAAGACACGGAGUGACGUGACGAAUCCCGGGACCAGAGGAGGAGUAGGGGGAGGUGCAGGAUACCUAUAGUCUUGUGUGGGCUACUAGUGUGGGGGUGCAGACAGACGAUUUUGUGGUGGGAGCGGCCGGAGACAAGGUGUUGCCGGCUAGGAAGUGGGCGGUAGACGAGUCCAGGGCGAGGAAAUAGGCCGCCCCCAAGAAGUUCACCAGAUCUUGGAAGUUGCGGGUUCGGGGCGCAUCGUGCUACUGCUCGACUUGCCGAAUAGGCUGCUACGAUGACUGCAUGGUAGCGAAGGUGUACCCCGACUUGGUUGGCGAGGUGAUGGAGAAGUCGGGAAAAGAGAUGGUUGGGAGACGCACGCUUGGGACUCAAUUGACCGGCGUUAUUCUUCCGGUCAUAUCUUCGGACGAGUCCCCAGUGGCGCCUACGCUUGACCAGAGCAUGGGGGAGGGGGAGGAGGGGGAGGAGGACGAGGACGAGGACGAGGACGAGGAGGUGGAGGAGGAGGGGGAGCGGGAGGAAGCGCAAUACAUACGCUCAAGAGGUCGCGUACGUAUCGCGAAGAAGAGGUUCCCGGAGGUGGGCUAG
Ectocarpus sp. CCAP 1310/34 is the source of this 593-nucleotide messenger RNA. NCBI's taxonomy places the organism in Eukaryota, Phaeophyceae, Ectocarpales, Ectocarpaceae. The record is from the annotation of a GenBank genome assembly.